AUGCUGGUUUCUCUGACUGUGGGCAAGGUCGACGCCGGAGUCGCGGUGCUGCUCACGGAGGAUAAACGACUGAUAGAGUUCCCUUCGAUACUGCUGCCCUCCUCCAUCAACUCAGGAUCAAUUGUCGACAUCACCGUCACUCAGAAUCACGAGGCCGAGGAGAAGACACGGGAGGCAUUUGCUGCCCUCCAAAGCCAGAUCUUGACUACCUACGGCAUCAACUCCCCUGCCACGCCGGUCCUGCGACUUCGAAAUGCCACGCAGACGUCGCUCGUACUUGAAUGGGAUCCUAUCCAGUUGGCCACGACAACUCUCCGGUCGCUCUCUCUUUACCGAAAUGGAAGCAAGGCAGGCAACAUCCCGAGGCCGUUGGAGAUGACAAGCACGAAAAUCAGUGGAUUGGCCGUGGAUUCAGAAUACUCCUUCUACCUAGUCUUGAAGACAAGCGGAGGCACAUACACGAGUAAUACUCUGACGGCGAAAACACAUGCAAUGAACAACCUGACCGGCAUCACCGUGACCCCAGGAGUCUUGCCGUCACAACUCCGAGAAGCCCUGGAGGCUGCGGUGCAGCGCAUCGGUGCGAGGAUCGUCGACACGGUCAGAAUCGACACCACCCAUUUUGUCUGCACAGAAGGCCGGGGGCGUGAAUGGGAUAGGGCAAAUGAGAUGAACAUACCCGUUGUCCGGCCCGAAUGGGUCGAAGGUUGUGAGAGAGAAGGCAGAAUCAUCGGCGUUCGUGGUUACUAUCUUGACGCCGAUCCAAAACAGCGACAGGUUGGGUCGAACCCAUCUCUUUCCGGAAAUCGGUCUUCUUUAAGUGCACCAGCAGCUCCUGCAACUGCUCCUCAGCAAGCCAGCAUCCCUCAGAGACCCAAAGACCCAACGCCCAAUAGUCCAGAUCGAGAGAGUACCGUGAGUGGAGAGCCAGGACCUGAACUUCAUCCGCCUUCUCCGCCACAGAAAGAGUUGCCACCGACCCCCGCCGACGUGGAUGAGGAUGAGGAUGGGGAUGGGGAAGAGAGUAGUGGAUCCGAAGAGGCAGAAGGCAAAGCAGAAAACACGGAAGAACCCACGGGUAAAGAAGCCGCCUCUUCGGACGAUACAGAGACCGACCAAGCGUCGUCCGUGGAGGAGAGCCAUCAAGCCGAGGGUGAAGACAGAAAAGGUACAGACAUGGAAGACGUCGCGCUGUGA
Molecule: messenger RNA, 1197 nt
Organism: Capronia epimyces CBS 606.96
Lineage: Eukaryota; Fungi; Ascomycota; Eurotiomycetes; Chaetothyriales; Herpotrichiellaceae
Exons: 2
Coding region: 1-1197 (398 amino acids)
Biological process (GO): conjugation with cellular fusion; Golgi to plasma membrane transport
Cellular component (GO): trans-Golgi network; exomer complex
Molecular function (GO): protein dimerization activity
Source: RefSeq, a predicted model, not a curated record